Gamsiella multidivaricata is the source of this 1627-nucleotide messenger RNA. RefSeq lists its product as uncharacterized. Gene Ontology annotation, cellular component: oxoglutarate dehydrogenase complex; mitochondrion. The record is from RefSeq and is a predicted model, not a curated record. Lineage: Eukaryota; Fungi; Mortierellomycota; Mortierellomycetes; Mortierellales; Mortierellaceae. The transcript has 7 exons. Gene Ontology annotation, molecular function: dihydrolipoyl dehydrogenase (NADH) activity; flavin adenine dinucleotide binding. Bases 30 to 1547 code for a protein of 505 amino acids.
ACAAUCCUAUUCGGAUAUCAUCUACCACAAUGCUUCGUCUAAUAUCGUCAAGAACCCCUCUAGCGCAGAUCGCAUCUCACAACACCAAGAAAUUAUCAGCUCCGGUUCUCACAACUCUGCCUCGGCUUUAUUCAACCUUUACAGAUGAAUUGGAUCUCGUUGUCAUUGGAGGUGGUCCGGGAGGUUAUGUUGCUGCCAUCAAAGCUGCCCAACUCGGUCUAAAGACUGCGUGUAUCGAAAAGCGUGGCGCUCUCGGCGGCACUUGCUCCAAUGUCGGGUGUAUUCCCUCCAAGGCUAUGCUAAACAAUUCUCAUAUCUACCAUCAAACAAAGCAUGACCUCAAAGCCCGCGGCAUCGAUGUCGGCGAUGUUGUAUUGAACCUCCCGGUCAUGCUAAAAGCCAAAGAUAAAGCUGUCUCAGGCUUGACCAAAGGGAUCGAGUUCCUAUUUAAAAAGAAUAAUGUUGCCUAUCAUAAAGGUGCGGGCAAGUUUUUGAAUCCCCACGAGAUCGAGGUCACAGGUCAAGAUGGCACCGUCAGCACCCUCAAGGCCAAGAAUAUCGUCAUCGCCACUGGAUCUGUCGCCUCCGGCUUCCCUGGAAUCGAGAUCGAUGAGAAACAGAUUGUCACGUCAACGGGUGCGUUGGAGCUACAGCAGGUCCCCAAGAAGAUGCUGGUUAUUGGCGCCGGUGUCAUUGGUCUGGAACUGGGGUCUGUAUGGCAACGUCUUGGUGCUGAGGUCACGGUGGUAGAGUAUCUUGAUGCAAUCGGAGCAGGCAUGGAUAGCGAGAUGGCCAAAGCAUUUCACCGCAUACUUUCGAAGCAAGGGCUCAAGUUCAAACUGGGCACCAAAGUCCUCGAGACCGAGAAACUUGCUAACGGACGUGUUGGUCUCAAGGUUGAGGAAUCCAAGGGCGGCAACGCUGAAACUCUGGAAGCGGAUGUGGUCCUGGUUUCGAUAGGUCGCAAACCAUAUACUGAAGGCCUUGGUCUCGAGAAUGUCAAAAUCCAAGUUGAUAAGCGCGGCCGCAUCCCCAUAGACUCUGAGUACCGCACCUCUGUCGCUAACAUCCGUUGUAUUGGUGAUGUCACCUACGGCGCCAUGCUAGCCCACAAAGCUGAGGAGGAGGGCAUUGCAGUCGCAGAGCUCAUCAAUGGAGAGCACGGUCAUGUCAAUUAUGACACGAUCCCUUCUGUGAUCUACACGCACCCCGAAGUCGCGUGGUGUGGGAAGUCUGAGGACGAGAUCAAGAAGAGCGGGAUCGAGUAUAAUGUUGGCAAGUAUCCGUUCUCAGCCAACCCGCGUGCGCGCACGAAUGGCGAUCAGGAAGGGAUGAUCAAAAUGAUCUCGGAUAAGGAGACAGACCGGAUUCUGGGGGUACAUAUUAUGGGUCCCAAUGCGGGGGAGAUGAUCGCGGAGGCAGUAUUGGCAAUGGAGUAUGGGGCUUCUUCAGAGGAUAUCUCGAGGACUACACAUGCACAUCCGACGUUGGCGGAGGCGUUCAAAGAGGCGGCCAUGGCGACUCACAGUAAACCGCUUCAUAUCUGAAGAUGCAUAUUUUAUUUGUAUCACCAAAAACAUUCUUUAUCUCUAUCUAGCCUUCCAUAAUAAAAGUUUGGGAAUUAAAC